Molecule: messenger RNA, 4671 nt
Organism: Sphaerodactylus townsendi
Lineage: Eukaryota; Metazoa; Chordata; Lepidosauria; Squamata; Sphaerodactylidae
Gene: LRP12
Product: LDL receptor related protein 12
Exons: 7
Coding region: 340-2907 (855 amino acids)
Biological process (GO): cilium assembly
Cellular component (GO): microtubule; cilium
Molecular function (GO): microtubule binding
Source: RefSeq, a predicted model, not a curated record
GACGCUUCGAGGAGUCGCCGCCAGGCGCCUCAGUCUCCUCCUCCGCCCUCAGUCUCUUCCUCCUCCUCGCUCAGGGAAAGCGGCGGCGGCGGCGGCUCCAUGCGCUCGGCUUUCCAGUGCGCAGAUGCGCCGCCGGAGCCCCUCCUGCGCGCCGCUUGAGCUCGGAGAGGAGGCCGAGGCCGGCGGCUGAAGCGGCAGGGGCGACCGCGACUCAUGGCUCCUCGCGCGGGUGGCUGAGACGAGGCUGGCCGCUGCCGAGUCCUUCCCCCCAUCCCCGCUGAAGCGACGGCUGGGGCCUUCCCCGGCGGCUCUCCCUGCGCCCCCCUGCGUGGCGGUGUGAUGGCCCCUUGCUGGAGCACCAACGGGUCCCUCGCUUGGAGGUCAGCGCAGCUCCUGCUCCUCGUCUCCUCCUGUUGCGGAAACCGUGCUCUUGCAGAACGUUCAGAAAAUGUGCAUAUUUCAGGAUUGUCAACUGCUUGUGGAGAUAUUCCAGAACAAAUCAAAGGUCCAACUGGGAUAAUCACUAGCCCAGGCUGGCCUCUUGAAUAUCCUACCAGAAUCAACUGUAGCUGGUAUAUUCGGGCAAACCCAGGGGAAGUUAUUACAAUAAGUUUUCAGGAUUUUGAUGUUCAGGGAUCACGACGAUGCAGUUCCGAUUGGCUAACGAUAGGGGCCUACAAAAACAUGGAAGGUUACAGAGCAUGUGGAUCUUCUAUUCCAUCUCCCUACAUCUCUUCACAAGACCAUGUUUGGAUCAAAUUUCAUUCAGAUGAAAGUAUAUCAAGAAAAGGUUUCAGACUGACUUAUUUUGCAGGGAAAUCUAAUGAACCAAACUGUGACUGUAACCAGUUCCAUUGUGCUAAUGGGAAAUGUAUUCCAGAAUCUUGGAAAUGUAAUAACAUGGAUGAAUGUGGAGACAAGUCUGAUGAAGAAACCUGUGCCAAAGCAAAUCAUCCGACUCCUCCUUCGUUCCAGCCGUGUGCAUACAACCAGUUUCAAUGUCUGUCUCGCCUCAAAGUUUAUACUUGCUUUCCAGAAUCUUUAAAAUGUGAUGGAAACAUUGACUGUCUUGACUUUGGAGAUGAAGUAGACUGUGAUGUCCCAACUUGUGGACAAUGGCUAAAAUAUUUCUACGGUACUUUCAAUUCUCCUAAUUAUCCAGACUUUUACCCUCCAGGGAGCAAUUGCACUUGGCUGAUAGACACUGGGGAUCAUCGCAAAGUUAUUUUGCGUUUCACUGACUUUAAACUCGAUGGUACAGGUUACGGGGACUAUGUCAAAAUAUACGAUGGGUUAGAGGAGAAUCCUCGUAAGUUGUUGCGUGUUCUAACUGCAUUUGACUCUCAUGCUCCUCUUACAGUUGUUUCUUCUUCUGGGCAAAUCAGAGUGCAUUUUUGUGCUGAUAAGGUGAAUGCUGCAAGAGGAUUCAAUGCUACUUAUCAGGUAGAUGGCUUCUGCCUUCCAUGGGAAAUCCCAUGUGGCGGAAACUGGGGCUGUUACACAGAGCAACAGCGCUGUGAUGGCUACUGGCAUUGCCCAAACGGAAGAGAUGAAACCAACUGCACCAUGUGCCAAAAAGAAGAAUUCCCUUGUUCUCGGAACGGUGCCUGCUAUCCGCGUUCUGACCGCUGCAACUACCAGAAUCACUGCCCAAAUGGUUCAGAUGAAAAGAAUUGCUUCUUUUGCCAGCCAGGAAAUUUCCACUGCAAAAAUAAUCGAUGUGUGUUUGAAAGCUGGGUCUGCGAUUCUCAAGAUGAUUGUGGUGAUGGUAGUGAUGAAGAGAACUGCCCGGUGAUUGUGCCCACCAGAGUCAUAACAGCUGCUGUCAUUGGUAGCCUUAUUUGCGGGCUUCUCCUUGUCAUUGCUUUGGGAUGCACUUGUAAGCUGUACUCAUUAAGAAUGUUUGAACGGAGAUCAUUUGAGACACAGUUGUCAAGGGUUGAAGCUGAGCUGUUAAGAAGAGAAGCACCUCCUUCUUAUGGACAGCUGAUUGCUCAGGGAUUAAUUCCACCUGUUGAAGAUUUCCCUGUUUGUUCACCAAAUCAGGCUUCAGUUUUAGAAAAUUUGAGACUCGCAGUACGAUCUCAGCUGGGGUUUACCUCCAUUAGGCUUCCAAUUGCUGGACGGUCAACUAACAUUUGGAACCGAAUCUUUAAUUUUGCAAGAUCUCGUCAUUCUGGGUCCCUGGCGUUAGUGUCACCGGAUGGAGAUGACAUUACCGGCCAGAGUGCAAACAGAGAAGCAGAAAGAAAUGGCUCUCACCGAAGUCUGUUUUCAGUGGAAUCUGAUGAUACAGAUACAGAAACCGAACGAAGAGACACAGCAGGUGCAGUUGGUGGCAUCGCUGCCACUUUGCCUCAAAAGGUCCCUCCUGUGACAGCAGUGGAAGCCACCGUAGUCUGUGGAACUUCCUCCGUUCAGAACACUAGCAGUAGCACAGACAACGGAAGAGAAGCAGCUAGUGUGGAACACGCGAGUUCAAGUCCGGGACGCCAUCAGUUUUCUAGUGCACUAAGUCGUAUGACUCAAGGUUUACGCUGGGUACGCUUCACUUUAGGGAGAUCGAGUUCGGUAAAUCAGAACCAAAGUCCUUUGAGACAGCUUGAUAAUGGGGUGGUUGGGGGAAGAGAUGAAGAUGAUGAUGUGGAAAUGCUAAUUCCAGUUUCUGAUGUAGCAUCAGACUUUGACGUGAACGACUGCUCAAGACCUCUGCUUGAUCUCACCUCAGACCAAGGACAAGGGCUUCGUCAGCCUUAUAGCGCGACACAUAAUGGGACAUGGUCCUGUAACAGAGAUGGUCCCUGUGAGCGCUGUGGGAUGGUACAUACUGCUCAAAUACCUGACACUUGCUUAGAAGCAACACUGAAAAAUGAAACUAGUGAUGAUGAGGCUUUGCUACUUUGUUAAGAGAUGGAUGGAAUGGAUGGAGUUGUAUGCAAGUUGGAGCAAUAUUGGUGAUUGUUUUGUACUUCCUAACAAAAGUAAAACUGGGGGGGUGGGGGGUGUAUUUCCAAAAAAAGAAUCAAGGGCAAAUCAUGAUACCUAAAAACAUGUUAUUGUGCUUGACUUAAUUAAUCUGUCAUGUGAAUAUAUAAUGCAAAAGUUUUCCCAGUUCAGCAUAUGUAAUGUACAUCUUUGUGGCUAUUCUUUAAAGGUCAUCUGAGGAUUUCUGCCACGGCUGCUUUUCCUCUUUGUAUCCUUAAAGCUUGCUUAGGAAUCUGACCAGACAGUGUCUUUAUAACAUAUGAAAAUAACAAGCAACAAAGGGUCUUUGUGAAGUUCUGCAGUAUUCAUAUUCCUGACUUGUCAUCUGCCGGUCAGAUGUUGAAGAACCGCAUAUGGCCGACUUACAUCUGUUGUUGAUUCCCCUUCUGCAUACUUUAGGGAUUAAGGCAGGAUGAGAUAACAUUGGAAAUGAUCCUCAACGUUCGAUAGGUUUAACAUGGUGUGUAAUUCACAAUAGAAACUUGGCUGCUCAACUACUUUUGGCUCCAUGCCACUCACCCAAGGUUGACUGGCUAGUUUGUACAGAAUAUUUAUUCCCCUUUGAAGUCAGAUCCAAUGUACUAUUGCCAAUAUAAUUUUAACUGAACAUACUAAAUGCUGAGUAUUGCUAAAUAUUUUUUUCCUUUUGUGGUUUAUAAUAUUUUGUCUAAUUGUUACUGAACGUCAUCAUGUUGAAUUUUUUCAGAGGGAGGAGAGAAUUUCUCCAACACACUAUAUAUAUAUUUUUUCUUUUAAGAGUUCAAAAAAGCAGUUAGAUAAAACCGAGGGCAAAAAAAUCUUUUGUAGUUUUUAUAACAUUGACUUUAAUAAGUUGGUCUAGUAUGGUACAACCAAAUAAGGUGUAAAAUUCAAAGUAACUUUUCCAUCUAUCUUUCAAGAUAGAUAGCUGUUAAAAUAUGCAUUCUUGUAUAUAAUGUGGGUUUUUUGUUUUGUUUUUUUUUUAAAGCUGAAACAGGUACACGUUACUCGAGGAAAAUGUGUUCCAGGAUCUUAUCCCAAAUGGGGUUUAAAUUUGUUUGAUCCAAAGGGAUUUGCACUAAAAUUAUAUUAAGGUCUCUGAAGAGCUUAGUGCACAAGCACUAUCACUUUACUAUUCUCUAAUACAGCAAUGAAUAUAUAUAUAUAUAAAUAUUUCUAUGGCUCUGGUUUUAGGUUCUUGCUUUCAUCAGUCAUUCUUGCUGCAAAUGAAUUUGCUUUACUAAUUUCCUAUUUAUUCAUUGUAUUUAAGAGCUGGUUUAUCUGGCAUCAUUUGGGCUUUUUAAAAAAAUCUGUGUAUUUCAAGGUUUUGUUUAUUAAUUUGAUCAUAUUGUUGGUGCAAAACCACCAUUGGGGGACAGAUGUUCAUAGCUUACAAUUUUGUGACCAGCAGGUGGUUGUUGUUGCUACUAGGUAAUAUUGAGAAUCUACAUCCUUUGAGAAAGUUAAAUCUGUCAGUUGUUGUUCUAUUUAUUCUUUGCCAGUCUAAGUAGGCUUAAUGAUUUAGUAUGAAAAGUAUUUUUGUGUGAAUGUAUGCUAUUUAUUAAAUUUCACAUAAUUUUGCUGAAUGUCAUUUUAAAGCAUGCUUAAAGUCUUGUGGAUUUCUUGUCAUAGUAUGCUGUCGGGAACAUUGACAAUGUUUUAAGAUGUAUCAAAUUAAAAAAAUGUAUUGAGAAUUUUUCAACAAAA